GAAAUGCCCGAAGUGAUUGAUUGGUUACAUUAUAGAAUCAUUGACGUUAGCAGCAUUAAAGAAUUAUGUAGAAGAUGGUAUCCUAGUAUUUUUGAGACGGCACCCAGCAAGAAUACUACUCAUAGGGCAUUGGAUGAUAUCAAAGAAAGUAUUAAUGAAUUAAAGUUUUAUCAAAAACAUAUUUUCAUUGAUGAAAGUAUUAUCUCGGCAGCAAAUAAGAAAAGGAAGGAAGGAUAA
This is a messenger RNA of Racocetra persica, 237 nucleotides long. NCBI's taxonomy places the organism in Eukaryota, Fungi, Glomeromycota, Glomeromycetes, Diversisporales, Gigasporaceae. The record is from the annotation of a GenBank genome assembly.